ACCCUAAUUUCACAUUCUCUCUUCCCUGAUAAACUAAUUCAAUCGAUUAGGGUUUCAUUGAUUUUACUACCAGGUUUUAUUUAUCCACAAUUACAACCUGCAAUUAGUAAACAUAGUUGCAGCUCGGAAAUGCCGAAAGCUUAAAGUGCACCGAUGAUGGCGUUCCCAAGACAAGAGAGUCAUGUAACAAUUAGUCUUUCGUUGAGAUCGAAGAAGGAGAAGCGGGAGCUCCGACGGAAGCUUCAGAGCGAGCUUGAUUUGGUGAGGAAUUGGGUGAAGAAGAUUGAGUGGAAAGAUAGCAAGCUAAAUAGUGUUCUUGAUAGUCUAGGGGCAAAGUCAACUAAUUCAGAAGUUGCUUCCUUGGAUCAUCCCAGCGAGUCCAAAACUUCCAGACCCUUGCAACAGGGAUUUAGUGAUAAUACCGGAAAAGAAAAGAGGACGAAGGGCAACCUAUUGUAUCGAAACUCAGAGAGCAAGAAGAAAUUGAAAACGAAUGCACAUGAAGCUGGAUCUGGCAAGUUCUCGAAUCACACACUUAAGAACUGUGUUACUUUGCUUGAUAGACUAAUGAAACAUAAACAUGGUUGGGUUUUUAAUGAGCCAGUUGAUCCAAAGAAUCUAGGUUUGUCCGAUUAUUUUGACAUAAUUAAGUUCCCAAUGGAUUUAAGUACUGUGAAGACUAGGCUUAACACGAACUGGUAUAAAUCUCCAAGGGAGUUUGCUGAGGAUGUAAGACUUACUUUUAACAAUGCUUUGACCUACAAUCCCAAAGGACAAGACGUUCAUUUAAUGGCAGUGCAGCUAUCAGAGUUAUUUGAGAACAAGUGGGCUGUCAUAGAAGCCGAUUACAAGCGAGAAUUGAUGCUAGCAGCAGUUGACUCUGAAUCCAAAUCAAGAACGGCUCCACCACUUCAAUCACCUCUUCCUGAAAUGACAAGAACUCUCGAGAGGUCGGAAUCAACUACGGAUCUGAUUGAUCCCAAAUCCAAUCUCAAGAAUUUGAAUAUGAAACCUGCCACAAAGAAGUCUUCUAAGACCAAAUUUAUGAACAAGAGGGACAUGACAUACGAGGAAAAAGAGAAGCUAAGUACGAAUCUGCAAAAUUUACCAUCUGAAAAGCUAGACAAUGUCGUUCAGAUUAUCAAGAGGAGGGCUCCAUCUCUUUGCCAUAAUGAUGAUGAGAUAGAGGUUGAUAUCGAUAGUGUCGAUGCAGAAACUCUGUGGGAGCUUGAAAGGUUUGUGAACAACUACCAAAAGAGCCUGAGCAAGAACAAGAGAAAAGAUGUUCACUACAUUCAAUCUACAGAAGAAACGGAGCAGAAUGCCCACAAAAUGGUGCCUCCAGUGAUUCUUGUAGAGGAGUCAGAAGUAGCUAAAUUAGGUCAUGAAGAAAAACAGAGGGAGAAAGUAUGUAGAUUAAGUAGCAGUAGCAGUGAAUCUGAAUCAUCUUCAAGUGAUUCUGAUAGGCAAAGCUCCCCAGGAUAAUUCUCUGUUGUUUUUCAUUCACCAAGGAGCUGAUCAUGUUCAGGUAAUUAUGCAAUGACUGGCUGGCUGGCUUUUGCGGUUGUUUCUUCAUGUUGUUGUUACCAGAAGACCUAGUUAUUUAACCAAGUAAAUUGUUACUGAAUGUUUAUUGUGAUGACUGAUAAGUAUGUGGUGUGGCUCUUCCCUAGGAUGUGGAUAUGUCUUGUAUUUUAGGACAUGGACAAACAUUAAUCACUUUUGGUGAAUGUUUCCUGAAUAUCUAAUUUGUAUAUUUUGCUUAAAUUUAUUGGAGGAAUCAGCUUGAACAAGUUUAUUUAUUA
Molecule: messenger RNA, 1805 nt
Organism: Impatiens glandulifera
Lineage: Eukaryota; Viridiplantae; Streptophyta; Magnoliopsida; Ericales; Balsaminaceae
Product: transcription factor GTE4-like
Exons: 6
Coding region: 154-1485 (443 amino acids)
Molecular function (GO): protein binding
Source: RefSeq, a predicted model, not a curated record